Molecule: messenger RNA, 1853 nt
Organism: Sitophilus oryzae (rice weevil)
Lineage: Eukaryota; Metazoa; Arthropoda; Insecta; Coleoptera; Curculionidae
Product: odorant receptor 67c-like
Exons: 8
Coding region: 1-1176 (391 amino acids)
Biological process (GO): sensory perception of smell; detection of chemical stimulus involved in sensory perception of smell
Cellular component (GO): plasma membrane
Molecular function (GO): olfactory receptor activity; odorant binding
Source: RefSeq, a predicted model, not a curated record
AUGAUUCUGUCCAAUCAAGAACAAAGAACGCAAUUUCUGAAUUUUAACAUUUGGGUUUUAAAAACAUGCUUGUUAUGGCCGGAAAAUUUGAAUUUUGUUUAUAACAAAAAUCGUCUUUUUAAGGAUUCUGUAAUGAUUCUGUCACUUAUGCCGUGCGCUAUACCCAUAUUAGCCGAUUUUGUUUUUCAAUUGAGUGAAGGUGUAAAAAAUCUGACAAAAGUGGUAGAGGAUAUGAUUGCCUUGAACUGUAUUAUUGGUAUGAUCUAUAUGGUUAUAUGCUUUAUAAGUAACAGAAGAACUAUACAAAAACUUGUGAUAUCCAUUCGCCAUUUUGAAAAGUACUCUUCUUGGGAUAAAAUAAUCGAAGUGGACGACAGGGCAAACCUAUUUUGUAAAGUUUUUAUGUUCUACGGUAUCUUGGGCAAUUUCGUCUACAUGUUGAUGCCUCAAUUGAGCGUUGAGAAGUGUCGAAGAAGUAUCAUUGAAGAUCGAAUGCCUUGUGGUCUUGUUGUCAGAAGUCAUUUCCCAUUCAACUUUGGACAUACCCCGGUGUAUGAAAUGAUAUUUAUUCAUCAGAUAUACACUUGCACUAUGGUGUCUAUCGUUGUAUUGAGUCUUACCAUGCUGUUAUGUGGCUUGUUAAUGCAUACGGUUAAUCAGCUGAAUCAUUUAAGAAUUUAUGUGAAAAAAUUGAGAGAUUGUCCGGUAGAUAAACUAUACGAAAGGCUGGUCUAUAUUAUUCGAUACCAUAUCGACAUUAUAGAGUAUUCCAAAGAAAUUGGUGAAGCUUUCAGUACAAUGUUGUUGUUUUACAUAACUUUAACGUCUUUGGUUUUAAGCGUGUUAUGUUUUGAAAUAAUAAUGGUGGAAGCUUUUGAAGAUUCUGUCAGAUUUUCUUUGCAUCUUGUGGGAUGGCUGGUUAUAUUGUUAUCAGUUUGUUAUAAUGGACAGCUAUUGAUAGACGAGAGUUGGGAAGUGGCAAACGAUAUUUAUUCGAUUCCCUGGUUCGAGUUUCCAGUCGAGAUGCAACAAAAAGUGCAAAUGAUCAUUUUGCGCUCGCAGAAGGCUUUAAGUAUGUCGGCCGCUGGAAUGGGCAUAGUGUCUCUGCAAGCUUUCUUAAAAGUUCUUAGUACAGCUUACUCGUUUUUUACGUUACUUUUGAAAUUUAAAGCUUAAAAUGAAAGAGAGAAAAAAAUAUAUAGUAUGAUAUGCACAACAUAGUAAAAAAUAUAAUAGUUCUAUGAAAACCAUGCACUUGGAGUAAAUUCGACCGUCUAAUUUAAAAGUCAGUACCGAACUAAUUUUGAAGAUGAAAAUACUGAUGCUGGUACUAUCUCGGAAAGGCGUUACUACAUCUUCGGCACGCCCCUGUUUGAGGAACCUUCGAAUACCCAUCCAAAUGCAUAUUUUGCACCUUUUUAAUUGGCCGAAGGGUUCCUUCCCCGAAAGAUCACUAGACUUCUUUCACCCUUGUUUCUGGUUCUUAUCCCGAGAGGGCAACAGCAUGUCCUAUUUAUUAAUUAAAUGUAAUUUUUAAACCCUUCCGUGUAAAUCUUACUCUUUUAACAAUUUGCUGAAAAACAUUCAUAAUCUACCUUAACUAAUACAAAUGAUAUCGUGACAUAGGAUUACCUUAAAAAAAACCGCCUAGAAAUGAAAACCAUGCACUUGACAGAGGUACUUAUAUAGUUCAACCUUUAUUUAGGAAGAAAAGUGUUGCAGAUCUCUUCUUGGCAAGUACUGGAUGUGGUUACAAGAAAUUCCUUUUAGUAGAUCUUGAACUUAACUUCAAAUGAAAGGCAGUAGUUCUAGAAAGUUGACACCUGUUACACCUGCACGAAAUAUAUAUCUUG